This is a messenger RNA of Fonsecaea erecta, 1092 nucleotides long. Its product is annotated as tartrate dehydrogenase. Bases 1 to 1092 code for a protein of 363 amino acids. The record is from RefSeq and is a predicted model, not a curated record. Gene Ontology annotation, molecular function: magnesium ion binding; oxidoreductase activity, acting on the CH-OH group of donors, NAD or NADP as acceptor; NAD binding. The transcript has a single exon. NCBI's taxonomy places the organism in Eukaryota, Fungi, Ascomycota, Eurotiomycetes, Chaetothyriales, Herpotrichiellaceae.
AUGAUUCAACAAAAGAAACUGAAAAUCGCAGUCAUUCCCGGAGAUGGAAUCGGCACAGAAGUCAUGCCGUAUGGCGUGCGAUGCCUGCAAGCAGCGGCAAACGUUUUCCACCUGGAACUCGAAUUUGAGGAAUUCGACUUUGCAAGCUGUGAAUACUACCGGAAGCACGGCGACAUGCUUCCCCCGGACUGGAAUGCCACGCUAUCGAAAUUUGACGCCCUCUACUUCGGCGCUGUAGGCAUGCCAGACCAAGUCCCCGACCACGUUAGUUUAUGGGGUAGCCUGCUGAAGUUCCGCCGCGAGUUUGAUCAGUACAUCAACUUGCGGCCUGCACGGUUAAUGCCGGGAGUGCGCUGUCCGCUGGCGGGGCGCAAACCGGGAGACAUCGACUUCUGGAUCGUCCGAGAGAACACGGAGGGCGAAUACAGUAGUAUCGGCGGGAAGAUCUUCGAGGGCACCGACAGAGAAACUGUCAUUCAAGAGACAGUGAUGACCAGGACCGGGGUCGACAGAGUGCUCAAGUACGCUUUCGAGCUGGCCCAGAGCAGGCCGAAGAAGCAUUUGACGAGUGCAACCAAGAGUAAUGGGAUCAGCAUUACAAUGCCCUAUUGGGACACCAGAGUCGAGAACAUGGCCAAGUCAUAUCCUGAAGUGAAUGUCGACAAAUAUCACAUCGACAUCCUAACGGCGCAUUUUGUCCAACGACCUCAGAUCUUUGAUGUGAUAGUUGGCAGCAAUCUCUUUGGAGACAUUCUCUCAGACCUGGGCCCAGCUUGCACGGGGACAAUCGGCAUAGCACCAUCAGGGAAUAUCAAUCCCACAGGCGAGUUCCCAAGUCUGUUCGAGCCAGUACACGGAAGCGCGCCUGACAUCGCUGGCAAGGGCAUCGCCAACCCUGUGGGCAUGAUCUGGGCUGGUCAGAUGAUGCUGGAACAUUUCGGCCACAAGGAGGCUGCUGCUGCAAUGCUCAAGGCGGUCGAGAAUGUGCUCUCCCGAGCAGAUGAAAGUGUCAUUACGGCGGAUAUGGGAGGAAAGGGAAACACGAAGAGCUUUGGAGACGCGAUUGAAAAGGAGAUUUUGUCUUUUGCGUAG